GAUGCAGAUCCCAAACCUGGGAACUUGUAGGACCCAGCAGCCCUCCCAUUCACGGCUUCACCUGUUCGCAUUCACAUUUCUCGCCUCUUUUUUUUUUUUUUGCCAGUCGGGAUUGUCUCCGAUCAGCCCCGACACCAGGACCAAAGCCCGCACGCCUCCAACCAUGCUGUGGUUCACCGGCUGCAGUCUGCUGCUCCUCUCCGCGCCCUUCGCCGGCGCCUCCCUGUCCGAGAUGGUGUUCCGCUGCCCGGGCUGCACCGCGGAGCGCCAGGCGCUCUGCCCGCAGCUCGCCGAGCCGUGCGCGGAGAUGGUGCGGGAGCCGGGGUGCGGGUGCUGCCCCGUGUGCGCCCGGCAGGAGGGCGAGGCGUGCGGCGUCUACACCCCGAGGUGCUCCACCGGUCUGCGGUGCUACCCGACGCCCGACUCGGAGCUUCCCCUGGAGCAACUGGUGCAAGGCCAGGGCCAGUGUCGGCGCAAAGUGGACGCGGAGACGGUCACUUACAGCCCGGAGCAGCGGGAGCACAGCAGCGGUGAGGCUUCGGAGCUGCAGCCCGACCUGGACGCGAGCGAGAUCCCGACCGUCCGAAAGCCCAGUAAAGACGCCGCCUGGCUCGGACCCAAAGAGAGCGCCGUACGCCAGCACAGGCAGGAGAUGAAGACAAAAAUGAAGACCAACAAGGUGGAAGAGACUCAGUGUCAGCAGGAGCUCGACCAGGUCCUGGAGAGGAUAUCCAAGAUGCCUUUCAGAGAUAACCGAGGCCCUCUGGAGGACCUCUAUGCACUGCACAUCCCCAACUGUGACAAGAGGGGGCAGUAUAACCCAAAACAGUGCAAGAUGUCGCUCCACGGUCAGCGGGGCGAGUGCUGGUGCGUGGACCCCCACACCGGCCAGCGCAUCCUGUCAGCUCCGGCUGUGAGGGGCGACCCCAACUGCAGCCAGUACCUGAGCGAGCUGGAGCUGCCCGACGCCACCCAGAUUUAACGUGGCCACGAGUUCAAAAACAAACUAAACUGUAAAGUGCUUGGGAACAACCCGAGUAAGCUAUAAGCUAUAUGUGUGUGUGUGUGUGUCUGCAGCCUGUUGAUUGGCAAGUUGCAUCUCAAAUCUUAACUUCCUACAAAAAGGUUUGGAUGAUAGUCGCCAACUUGUUGCUGCAGACUACAGUAAAUUUGUCACGUUCUUUCUUUGUGUGUGUUUUAGAGUCAGUGAUUAUGCUUUACUAACUGUAACAACGCUCGGAGUGCUUCGUUGUCAGGGUUUUGUACUGUUUGAAAGAAUGGAGAAGCAUUCAGUGCGGUGAAUGUUUUUAGGUGUCUUUCUGUGCUCUCGCUUGCAGACUAGGUUUUUUUUUGGGUAUGCCUCAUUUGUGCUGCACAGUAAGUAGUAAAGUGCUAAUGCAAAAUAAAGUAGAAACCUGUUGAAUCUGUAAUUCUCUGCUGUUGAAGUUCGAAGGGUGAAAGAAAGUGCUUAAGUUUCUGGCUUGAAGUUGUUUGAAAUUCUGCACUACCCCCUUAGGGGUGAUCCUGUAACACCCAGAAAAAGUCACCACUUUUCUUUUGUUUUUGUUUGUUCUUUUUGGCUUUUUCAGCGGAAACUGGACACCACCCGCAUGGAAAAUUACAUUUUUGUUGUCACAAAACACGAAACACCUGACUUGACAUUUUGCCAACUAAAUCCAGUUUCCCCACAGAAGGAGCAACGAGGCGUUGUUUUUUUUGUGUGUGAGUAAAAGUAGUUUAUUAAAUAGUGAUUUAAAUUUAAAAAAAAAGGAAAAAAAAAACGAGUACAUCAAUUAUAGGUGUGUUAAAUAUUCCAUCAGAAAAUUCACAUUAAUUUUUAGUUUCUGUGGUAUUCAUAAAGUCACCAUUUUGCGUUUAAAUGAAUCAACGGCAAAAGAGAAGCGUUUGCUCAGGAAAAAAAUAGGCUGAUGUGCCACUGUCAGUUUUCUACACAGCUGAAACUACAUUAAACAUUGCAAUUUGAA
Messenger RNA from Xiphophorus couchianus (Monterrey platyfish), 1985 nucleotides. It is a transcript of the gene igfbp2a, whose product is annotated as insulin-like growth factor binding protein 2a. Gene Ontology annotation, cellular component: extracellular region. The coding region runs from base 2 to 982 and encodes 326 amino acids. Gene Ontology annotation, molecular function: insulin-like growth factor II binding; insulin-like growth factor I binding. NCBI's taxonomy places the organism in Eukaryota, Metazoa, Chordata, Actinopteri, Cyprinodontiformes, Poeciliidae. The record is from RefSeq and is a predicted model, not a curated record. Gene Ontology annotation, biological process: regulation of insulin-like growth factor receptor signaling pathway. The transcript is spliced from 4 exons.